Molecule: messenger RNA, 1050 nt
Organism: Centropristis striata (black sea bass)
Lineage: Eukaryota; Metazoa; Chordata; Actinopteri; Perciformes; Serranidae
Exons: 7
Coding region: 1-936 (311 amino acids)
Molecular function (GO): protein binding
Source: RefSeq, a predicted model, not a curated record
AUGGUGAACUGGACAAUGAGGGCUGUUGGUUUGCUGCUGCUGCUGCUGCUGGCUCUGGGUGGGUCAGGAGCUCAGGGGGAGCUUCAGGAGACGGCUCCGACAGAUCCAGCUGAGGAACCGACCGAGCAGACCACAAAGCAGACCACACCUGACAUCUGGGCGGAGGUGAGGGCUCUGAGAGACAUGGUAGUGAAGCUCGACCUGCAUGUGGAGCUGCUGCAGAGAGAGAACUCAGAACAGGAGAGUGAAAUUCUCAUCAGCAAGUUCAGGAUCAACGAACUGGAGAGAGAAAAUGCAGUUCAAGAAACUCAACUGGCUGCCACCGAGAGCAAAACAAGUGACCUACAAACAGAGAAUGCAGAGCUGCAGACCAGACUUGGCAGCAGUGAGGGUGAACUUCUCAUCAGCAAGUCCAGGAUCGAGACGCUGGAGAGAGAAAAUGCAGUCCAAGCUGCAGAUCUGAUGUCUCUGGAAACUCGACUGACUGCCACCGAGAGCAAAACAAGUCACCUAGAAACAGAGAAUGCAGAGAGAAAGGUGGCCUUUUACACAGCUCUGACUGAUGAAGGAGUUGUUGGACCUUUCAGCUCAGACACCACACUGAAAUACAGCAAAGUCUUCACCAACAUCGGCGAUGCUUACAAUCCAUAUACAGGUUUCUUCACAGCACCAGUCAGAGGGGUCUACUACUUCCAGUUCACUGCAUGUCGUCGCGAAGCAGGUUCCAUGGGUGUCAGUGUGUACAAGAACAACCAGAUGAUCAUGUGGAAUGAUGAUUAUGAGGAAGAGGGAGGUCAUGAAUAUAUAACCAGCUCUGUUGUCUUGGAGCUGAUGGCAGGAGAGGAAAUCCACCUCGUUCUCCCAUCAGGAAAUUCUCUCUUUGACAGUAUAUACAACCGCAGCACCUUCAGUGGCUCCCUCCUCUUCACACUGUGAGGAUCCUUCAGCUGCUGUCUGACUCCUUAUUGGCUACACUGUGACUUACUGCAUGUACCAAAUAAUGAGAUUCAGCAUCUGACUUCUCUGUUGUGUCAUCACAUGAAAGCAACA